Owenia fusiformis is the source of this 1977-nucleotide messenger RNA. The record is from the annotation of a GenBank genome assembly. NCBI's taxonomy places the organism in Eukaryota, Metazoa, Annelida, Polychaeta, Sabellida, Oweniidae.
AUGCUCAGAGUCGGCAAGAUGGAACCCAAAAGUCAGAAAAAAUUUCUGCACACUCGAUGGGACGAUUAUGACGCCGAUUGUGAACAAAUCCCACUUCAUGCGGUGGAUGAAGUUGAUGCAUCAUUUCACUCAUUCAACAGUCCAACUUUGACACGUAAAUCAGUUGAUGAAACAGAUGCUACGCCCGAAGAUCUAGACUAUACAUAUUUGGACGGAGCAGUUGCUGUUUUUUCAAUUCUUUCAUUCUUGUUCGAUGUUGGAUCUGAUAUAUUUUGUGCCAUAAUUUAUUAUCGAGCGGGAUUCUGGGGCUAUUUUGGUAUGACAGUAGGAUUUAUUACAGUUCCAUCAUUGACAAUGAGUAUAAUGAGUCUACGUUGGUAUCUUAUGGAUUAUCGACAUCACAAAAAGAAAAGGCCAAAAGUUAAGAUAAUACCAAGGUGGAAAUGGGUUUUACGUGCAAUAUUGUUAAUGCUACAACUGGGACAAAUAUUGAGAUAUAUAGACUCUCUCAUAUUUGGCAUCAAGAGUCGACAUGUAAGUAUCAAUGAGGAAAGACGCAAGAAAAAGUAUUUGUAUAAGCAAAUGCUAUAUGAAGAUGCUGAUGGGACCCUUCUUAGGCUGUUUGAAUGUUUCAUGGAGGCAGCUCCACAGCUGGUUUUACAGCUGUAUAUUCUAACUACUGAAGAUGCAGAUGUUACGGAUACUUUCAUAAUUGUGAUCCAAGUGGCCUCCGUAUUAUCAUCAUUGACGUCUCUAGCCUGGUCUCUAACUGCAUAUCACAAAGCACUACGAUUCACACGAGAUGACAAAAACAAUCUCAGCUAUAUCGCCAUUUUGGAAUGGUACAUCCAACCCUUCCAAAAUGAAGAAAAUACACUUACUGAGGUACCAGCCCAUAAUGGAAUAGAGACAGCUGGGAGUAAGCAUGCUUUGGACAAAAACAGAGGCCCAGGUUACUGUCAGGAAAGGAUUGAUCCUGUAGACUAUUCAGAUUGUAAUUCAGUGCCGGAUACUGUUGUUUAUGGAACGGGCUCCAUUGCUGGAACUUCAGCAUAUGAAAUGGGGAUUGGUAAUCCUGCGAUGGGAAGUCAUGGAUUCGAUUCAAAUUCCAAAGCAAAGAACUUUGGAACUAAGGGACAGAUAGGAAACUGUAACAAAAUUACUUCAGUGUAGAGCAGGAAAUGUAACAGCAUUAUUGUUUUUAAUUUUACUUACUGCAGUGUGUUAUUCUAGUAAAUCAACUAUUUCCAUGAUGUUGCAUAUAAGAAAGUAAACAGAGCCUGUGGUAACAAUAAUGAAUUGUCAUUAUACAUAAGAUAGUAAUUUAAAAAGUAUGGGUGUAUUGUAUGAAGAUUUCAUUAUUUAUAUUCUGCUUUUUAAUACAGAGAGGUUUAAUUUUACAACAAUCGGAUUACAGAUACAUUAAGUUUUCACUUUGUGUAAAGAGCACAGUAUCAAAUAUUUUAGUCUGAAAGCAUUGUACCCAUAUGGAUAAAUUAAAGUACCUAUAUGGACUUGUAGGUAAUGUACUCAUAUGGACAAGUUAAGGUAGCUAUAUGGACGUGUAGAAAUGUACUCAUAUGGACAAGUUAAGGUACCUAUAUGGACUUGUAUGUAAUGUGCCCAUAUGGAUAAGUUAAGGUAAAUAGAUGGACUUGUAUGUAAUAUACCCAUUUGGAUAAGUUAAGGUACAUAUAUGGACUUGUAUGUAAUGUACUCAUAUGGACUUGUAGGUAAUGUACCCAUAUCUAUGGAUAAGUUAAGUUACCUAUAUGGAUUUGUAGGUGAUAUACCCAUAUGGAGAAGUUAAGGUACCUAUAUAGACUUGUAUGUAAUGUACCCAUAUGGAGAAGUUGAGGUACCUAUAUGGACUAGAACUUGUAGGUUAUGUACCCAUAUGGAUAAAUUAAGGUACCUAUAAGGACUUGUAGGUAAUGUACCCAUAUGGAUAAGUUAUUAGGUACCUAUAUGGACUUG